GCUGCGCACACACUAUAGCCAUUUUCCUGUUGCCUCCGCGCUCCGCCACGUUGGUUUCCUACGUGUGUGUCGCAUUCUCCUGCGCAGCACCAACGUUAUGUUUGUGAUGAGGCGGGAAAUGGCGUCCGCAGACAUGGUUGAUCUGUGACUAGCUACCGAGCGACGGACACAGCUGGCAGCAACGACCACGGCCCGACCUCUAUCGGUGGCCGCUACGGUCACGGCAGAGAGCUGACAACGCUGCGGCAAGUUUCGAAGAGCUUCCUAGAUCAUCGAUUUUCUAUGUGACGUUGGGGCAUGAUGAGGCUGAGAGUGCGUAAAGCUCCUCAGCAGCCCAACCUAGGCCAUCGAACACACUCAUCCCAGGCCAAACGGAAACACUGUGAAGUGGAGCCAUCACCGGUGAGAGGUCGAGGCAAAAUGCAAAAGAAUGAAACUGGCCUGCUCUCCACAAUAAAGAAAUUCAUCCGUGGAAAUGCUGUCAAGGUGGAGCAAGAUAUCCCCGCUAAGAGGAGUCGUAUUGAUUGUAAUUCUGAAAGUGAACUAAUUACUUCAUCGCCACAGACUCGAGGUCUGUCCAACAAAUCUGUCUCCAGAGUUUGCCGGAAAAGUCCAAAUAAAGACACAAUGACAUGCAACAGUAAACCGAUAAAACCCAACGGUAAACUGGAGGCCCCCGUCGACUCAGCGAGCAGCCCGCCACGAACCACCCUACUCGGAACUAUAUUCUCACCAGUCUUCAACUUUUUCUCACCAGCAACUAAAACUGCCACUCCUGGCUCAGACUCUCCCGGCCAGGCGAUGGAGGCAGAGGAGAUCAUGAAGCAGCUGGACAUCGAGCCAGCGGAAGAAAUGCCGAGCAGCACUCUCACGUCCACAGAGGGCAUCACCCCGUGUCACGCUGCCCCGAUAUUACCGCAGAGGCUUCAGAUUUCCUCCGAUGCGACCAUAGAAGAAGGAGAGAUCGUCACUGAGACUGACAUGCCCCCGUUAACAGCUCCUGGUUGUAUGCCAGAUGGCAGCUACCCCCACACGUUACCCUCAGCUCCUGCAGAAACCUCGUACGAUGAGGACUGGGAAGUUUUUGACCCGUACUUCUUCAUCAAGCACGUGCCUCCACUGACAGAAGAGCAGUUAACACGCAAACCAGCGUUACCUUUGAAAACACGCAGCACGCCGGAGUUUUCUCUCGUCCUGGACCUGGAUGAAACUCUGGUUCACUGUAGUUUGAAUGAGCUAGAAGAUGCAGCUCUGACAUUCCCAGUGCUCUUUCAAGAUGUAAUAUACCAGGUGUAUGUUCGAUUGAGGCCCUUUUUCCGAGAGUUUCUCGAGCGCAUGUCUCAGAUGUAUGAGAUUAUUCUCUUUACGGCUUCAAAGAAAGUCUACGCCGACAAGUUGCUCAACAUCCUGGACCCGAAAAAGCAGUUAGUAAGGCAUAGACUUUUUCGUGAGCACUGUGUGUGCGUUCAAGGAAAUUACAUUAAAGACUUAAACAUUCUUGGACGGGAUCUUUCCAAGACGAUAAUAAUCGACAACUCACCCCAGGCCUUUGCUUAUCAGCUUUCCAAUGGAAUCCCGAUUGAGAGCUGGUUUGUGGAUAGAAAUGACAACGAGCUUCUAAAGCUUGUUCCUUUCCUCGAGAAACUCGUGGAGUUGAAUGAAGACGUCAGGCCGCACAUCCGAGAGCGGUUUCGUUUGCACGACCUCCUUCCUCCAGACUGAAACGCUCGCCUUCGUCUCGCCGUUGAACAUCGAACCAACAUUGGGGGAAAAAAGUCAAAGGACACAUUCAGUGGAUUUCUCUUUGCAUACGCAACAUUGCCAUUAUUAUUAUUAUUUUUAAAACCACACACAAAAAAAAUUGAAAGCUAUGUUUGAGUCAAAACGUCCUGGCUGUUUUUCAUACGUACUCGGAACAAACGGACGCUCUCGCUGCAGCAGGUUCUUCAAUCUCCGCUCAGUUCUUUUCGGCGCGAGCUUGACGACGGCCUCAUGGAAGGUAUUUUGUCUUUAACGGCCGUUUUGGAUUGACGAGACUGAAUGUCACACAGUGUGGGAUUAUAAGGACCUCGUUGGUUUCAGCCUGACCUCGAAGGGCCAGUCAAACCUGUAUAAUAUUCACUCUAUUUACUUGUAAAUAUAAUGUACAUAAUUGUUUUUUUUUUCUUCGAGGUUUUUAAGUCAUUUUAUUUUCACUUCAGAUUUUAGUAUGUCUUCUUUGAUUUGGUUGCUUUUAUAAACCAACAAAAUGUCAUUGUGUUUUGUUUGAAGUUGUUGAUGAGCAGCUGCUUUUCUGUUGUAUGCCUGCAUUAUUCCUGUGAUGCUUUACUCCAUUACAUGCAGUUGUCUGUAAUAAGGUGCAGUUUAAACAAAAAAAAACAACAAAACGUAUCUUUGGGAGGAAAAUGUUUCUGAAAUAAUAUUUUAAAGCGAUGAAAUGUAAGCUAGAAUAGGGUCUCAAAUGAAUACAAAGCCAUAAUGGCCGAAGAAUAAUUUUAAAGAUUUGUAUUUGAGAGUCCAUUUCUGAUUGCGACACUUUGAUCGUCCUCUUUGAUGGGGGAGGGGAGGGGUGAGGCAUCUUGCACUUUGACAUCCAGCCCUUUGUAAGUUGAUGUAAAAUCUUGUCACUUUUCUACACAGGUGUGCAUCACCGAGAUUUGUUAUGUGGGCGGGGGGGGGGGGGGGGGGAUGAAAUUGUAGCACCAGCAAAUUGCCAACAUGUUUGCUUUGAAAUCUUGUUUUCCAAGACGUCUUGUAUGUGGGGAUCUUUGAUGAUGUAGGAGUCACGAGUUUUAUUGACUAUUGAAUGAUCACUCCUGGUGUAUUCAGUGUUACUCAAUGGUUUCCUUGAAAAUAAAUCCAUUUUUAUACGA
Acanthochromis polyacanthus (spiny chromis) is the source of this 2873-nucleotide messenger RNA. It is a transcript of the gene ctdspl2a, whose product is annotated as CTD (carboxy-terminal domain, RNA polymerase II, polypeptide A) small phosphatase like 2a. Gene Ontology annotation, molecular function: phosphoprotein phosphatase activity. The record is from RefSeq and is a predicted model, not a curated record. The transcript has 13 exons. The coding region runs from base 298 to 1722 and encodes 474 amino acids. NCBI's taxonomy places the organism in Eukaryota, Metazoa, Chordata, Actinopteri, Pomacentridae.